AGCUAUUCCUCGUUCCCAACGCAUUUCAAAGAGUCAGCCCCGACAGAGAGACUGUCCGCGCAGUUUUACUCGACUGCGACACAAGGGCAGACAGCGCCGAGUUUUGCACAGUGUCGGAGUAGUUCCGUUUGGGUAAGCUCAGCGUCGCCAGAAACUGAAAGUUAUGUGGAUCUAAGCGAAGGCUUUAAAAAUGAACCCUCAUUGCGCACGCUGUGGGAAAAUAGUCUACGCAACAGAGAAAGUGACCUGCCUGGAUAAGUACUGGCACAAAGGAUGCUUCCAUUGCGAGGUUUGCAAAAUGACGCUCAACAUGAACAGCUACAAGGGAUAUGAGAAGAAACCUUACUGCAAUUCGCACUACCCCAAACAGACGUUUACGAGCGUGGCUGACACCCCGGAGAACCUGCGUUUGAGACAGCAGAGCGAGCUGCAGAGUCAGGUGAAGUAUAAGAAGGACUUUGAGGAGAGCAAAGGGCGAGGCCUCAGGUUCACUGUGGACACACCCGAGCUGCAGAGGCUGAAGAAAGCCCAGGAUCAGAUUAGCAACGCCAAGUAUCAUAAGGAUUUUGAGAUGCCAGGUUUGCAUGGGGUCACCCAGGACAUGCGAGGGGCAUAUCUGGUGCAGGCACAGGCCAGACCCAACUAUCAGUCCAUGGAGAGCAGCAGGGCACACAAGGAGGCGCACCAGUACAUCAUGGAGAUGGAUCGGAGGCCGGGUGUCAUUGUGGCGCCGGUGCUUCCAGGGGCAUACUACCCCAGUGGGUCCAGUCAGACACACAGCUACAUGCACCAGGCCAGCAUGCACUCACUGAGGUCCAUGCAGCUGCAGUCACACCCAGCCACACUGAGCAUCUACAGGGCCCUGUACGACUACACGGCCCAGGACCGCGACGAGGUCUCGUUCCGCGACGGCGACGUCAUCCACAACGUGCAGCCCAUCGACGAGGGCUGGAUGUACGGCACGGUGCAGCGGACCGGACGCUCAGGCAUGCUCCCUGCCAAUUACGUGGAGGGCAUUCAGUAAGCUCCACCCCAUGCCCUGCCCCUGGCCCCAGCGGCUCCGCUGUCUCACCUCUAACAGAGCAUCAAAUUAAACCUCUUCACUGCGAUCAGCACCUUGUAAAUGGAGAGUGCUCUCUAUUUUGGUAGUAAAAACUGUCCGUCUUUAUACUGGUGGUCUCAUACUUAUCCAAUAGCACAUUAUAGCAAAUCCUUAGUGAACGCAUGGCACGUCAUCAUACAGUAUUGAACCUACAUGGUGAUCUUAAUUUAAUAUAAAAUAAAUUGUAAAUACAAGUCUCACACAUUGGGAAGUAGAUAACUAAAGGCACUUUAUGUUACUGAAGUUACAUUCUGGAAAUCCCACAUUUAUUACAUUAGUUUUUUGUUUUUUUGGGUUUUUUUUUUUUUGCAAUCUGAAAAUGAGUCUUGUCUCACUGCCCAGAAAGAUGUAAAAUGUUUCAAAAUAAAAAAAGUGUUUGUAGCAUGUGUUGGUAGCGUUUGAUAAAAUGUGGUAACAGAGUACUUUCAAAUGAGUAUUUACAGUAUUAAAGCAUAUUGCUGUUCUA
Messenger RNA from Electrophorus electricus (electric eel), 1568 nucleotides. It is a transcript of the gene nebl, whose product is annotated as nebulette. Gene Ontology annotation, cellular component: focal adhesion. NCBI's taxonomy places the organism in Eukaryota, Metazoa, Chordata, Actinopteri, Gymnotiformes, Gymnotidae. The record is from RefSeq and is a predicted model, not a curated record. Gene Ontology annotation, molecular function: actin filament binding.